Molecule: messenger RNA, 1196 nt
Organism: Gossypium raimondii (Peruvian cotton)
Lineage: Eukaryota; Viridiplantae; Streptophyta; Magnoliopsida; Malvales; Malvaceae
Exons: 2
Coding region: 12-1109 (365 amino acids)
Cellular component (GO): endoplasmic reticulum
Source: RefSeq, a predicted model, not a curated record
UUUAAAAUGAAAUGCAGAAAAAACAACCCGCUCCCCCUCCGUUUGGGCUUUACUUAAACCUUUCUUUUUUUAGUUAUUUUGAUUCCACAACUCCCAUAAUAACACACAUCACAGUGAAAGAAAAAGGCAUGGCGCUUUGGUUUUGCUCAGCAAGGUUUCUUGUUUUCCUCUUCAUCGUAUCCGCACUUCCAAUCGCUUACAUAAUCUCCCAAGAACGCGCCAAGACUGACCACCACGUUUUCCACUACCACAGCUCAGGCUUUUUCCGCGAGUGCGCCAAGUGGGACGAUCAGGGCCGUCGAUUCCUUGUCAGUUUCUUGGAAGGCGGCGUCGGAGAAAUCCACGUCCCCCAAAAUUACACCCCUGACGUCGUAUUACAAGAGGUCACAGUCGUCAAAGACUCUGACUUGACCGGGAAUGCUUCCAACGGCAUCGCCCUUGACCGGCCCAGAAACCGGCUGCUUCUGGCCGUAGCCGACGUGCUAGGAAACCGAUAUAGUGGACUUGCGGCUUAUGACUUGUCCACGUGGAAACGGCUCUUUCUAACCAAGCUGAGUGGCCCUGGAGAUGAGAAAUCCAUGGCAGAUGAUGUUGCAGUAGAUGCAGAUGGUAAUGCGUACGUGACCGAUGUGAAAGGCAGUAAGAUUUGGAAGGUAGGUGUGGAUGGUGAGUUAUUGUCUACCCUCACAAACCCACUCUUCACUCCAAAAGAGUGGUACAAAAGCUUGCUUGGAUUAAACGGAAUUGUCUACCACCCAGAUGGCUACUUAAUUGUAAUUCAUACUCUCAGCGGAAAUUUGUUUAAGAUUGAUCUAGCCAAGGGAGAUGAAGUGAAGUUGAUUGAAGUUGCCGGUGGUCCACUAGCAUUUGGCGAUGGUUUAGAGCUGAUUUCUCCUACUAAGCUUGUAGUUGCCGCCGGAAACCCUUCUGGGAGAUUGGUGGAGAGCACCGAUGGAUGGGAGACGGCUUCCGUCGUGGCAAAGUUUAAGGGUCCUAUGCAUCGUUUAGCCACGGCGGCGACUGUGAAAGAUGGGAAGGUUUAUCUCAACCAUAUGUUUGGAAUGGGGUACCCCAGGAAGACACAUGCCCUUGUUGAGUUUGUUCUGUAAACUUGAAGUUGAACAAUCUAAUUGGUGUAUAUGGAUCUGGACUUGCACUUACACGAUAUAAUUUAUCAAAAUUUCAACUUCCAAGAA